Molecule: messenger RNA, 1036 nt
Organism: Mollisia scopiformis
Lineage: Eukaryota; Fungi; Ascomycota; Leotiomycetes; Helotiales; Mollisiaceae
Product: glycoside hydrolase
Exons: 2
Coding region: 105-911 (268 amino acids)
Source: RefSeq, a predicted model, not a curated record
UGUUUCCCUUCUGCUGGAAUCUGGCUGUUUUGUUCAGCCGUGCGAUCUUCAUUCAUUCAAAGACACUUCCUGCAUUUCGCCGCCUACUUUGAAACGCCUCAGCCAUGUUCUCUACCCUCGCAUUUGUGGGCUUGAUAUCCGCAGUUUCGGCUCACGGGACUGUGUCUGCUAUUGUGGCGGAUGGUAUUUUCUAUGAAGGAUAUAAUCCAUCCUACCAAUACAUUACUCCAGCCCCAGUUACUGUCGGAUGGAAGAUCCCCACAGAUCUUGGAAACACUUUCAUCCCACCUGACAGCUACACCUCAUCAGACAUCAUCUGCCAUUUGGCAGCGACCAACGCCCAGGCAGCGGCACCGGUGAAGGCAGGUGGGAAAGUCGAGCUUCAAUGGACACCAUGGCCAACCUCACACAAAGGCCCAGUUAUCGACUACCUAGCCAACUGCAAUGGACCUUGCGAGACGGUCGACAAGACAACCCUGGAGUGGUUCAAGAUUGAUGGCGUCGGGCUUCUCAACCCGACCUCCAUGACAGACGGAUACUGGGCCACCGAUGUCCUGAUCGCAAACAACAACAGCUGGACCGUUGAAAUUCCUCCAAGCAUUGCCCCUGGCAACUAUGUCCUCCGCCACGAGAUCAUCGCUCUUCAUUCCGCUGGAUCUGCGGAUGGCGCUCAGAACUAUCCUCAAUGCGUCAAUUUGGCUAUCUCCGGUACAGGGACUGCAAACCCUGCCGGCGUUCUUGCUACCACGUUUUAUACUCCUACCGAGCCGAGUAUCUUGUUCAAUCUUUACGGCACGCUUUCAAACUAUACUGUGCCGGGUCCAGCGUUGUACAGUGCUGCUGUCAGCAUCACCCAGACUCUGCCUGCGGCCCCUACUGCGUCGGCUUCGGGAGUUUAUACGCAGUCCUAAGAUGAAGAGAAGAGGGAUGGAGAUGCGCGAUGCUCAUUUUGCGUCUUGAUGUGCCUUUGACCUGCAGGGCAGAAAGAGAGGAGGCUCUCGAACAUUCUUGUACAUACUUACACACCUCAUAUGAA